GAAGUCAGAUUGAUCCGAUAGGUCUGACAUGGUUGAGUGGCUAACCGUUGUAGGAUGCUCGCCAUUUCCUGGAGGCUGGAGCUCAGGUGCAAUCGCUGUCCCGGUACGACUGAAGAAAGACGACUCUACUCCACUCGCUUCAAGGAGUAAGGGACUGAGGGAUUUACCGCCUUCAAGGAAACAAAGGACGAACCUGAUGAGUCUGUGCCCGACGAGAAGAACAUUUCUAGCCAUUCUCUUCGCAUAUGGUGACCAUUUUAAUAAAAGACGAGGAUUUUAUCCUUUGCUUUAUCUUGGGGGCGUCGAUGUACUCUUUUUUCCUUUAUUGGUAUUUUUCCCAUUGGGUUAUUUCCCAAUGAAGGUUUUUAAUGAGGCACCUUCCCCUCUCCCCGACAUGGACAAGCUAAGGGCGGAGAUCGUCUGGUCUCGAAGAAAUGCAGUUGUCUUGGGCUACUCCCUAUUAGCCGAAUCUACUACUUGACUAAGGGAGUGGGGGACUCGUGAUGGGGUUAUGGGACUAUGCCCAAAGCCUGAUCGGACCAAGCCCCCGAAUUUGAACACGUAAGUCCAAUCCCACGACUUGAGCCAUCAGGCCCAACCCCGA
Cuscuta epithymum is the source of this 604-nucleotide messenger RNA. Lineage: Eukaryota; Viridiplantae; Streptophyta; Magnoliopsida; Solanales; Convolvulaceae. The record is from the annotation of a GenBank genome assembly.